Mugil cephalus (flathead mullet) is the source of this 1896-nucleotide messenger RNA. RefSeq lists its product as uncharacterized. NCBI's taxonomy places the organism in Eukaryota, Metazoa, Chordata, Actinopteri, Mugiliformes, Mugilidae. The transcript has 8 exons. The record is from RefSeq and is a predicted model, not a curated record. Bases 1 to 1896 code for a protein of 631 amino acids.
AUGUUGUUGUGUUCUCUGAAACGUGCGCCUCCAUCCGUGGAGCUGUGGCCCCGGGUGCUGACGGUGCCCGUGGGGGCCCGGGUGGUGCUGGAGUGCCAGGUGACUGGUCAACCUUUACCCUCCAUCAGCUGGAUGAAGAGAGGUGCCUCCAAACAGACCGGAGGCAAGAUCACGUUGGGACUGAGGAACGCCAGCCUCUACAUCCAGUCCACCAGGAGCUACGACGAGGGGGUGUACGUAUGCGAGGCCUCGAACGUGGUGGGACGAAGCAGCAGCACAGCGCUACUCAGAGUGGCUGUGAGCCCAGUCAUAGUCACAUUUUCAGGUCACGUGACCUGCAGGCCCGGGGGGUCGGUGGUCCUGCCCUGCAGAGCUGUAGGGAUUGAACCCAUCACUUAUACCUGGACUCGGGCCGGAGCAGAAACCCCCAUCAGCCCCACUCCACACAGACACACUGAUGGUGAGUUUGAACGCGUUUAUUUUGCAGCAACAAACACGAACACGAGGCGUAAGCUAACUCUUAUUGUCGCCCGAGUAGAAGAUGGGGCGUUGCAUAUUUCCCGUGUGCACUCUUCUGAUGCUGGGGAGUAUUUCUGCACCGCUGAGAACCGAAUAGGACGACACCAGAGACGUACGAUCCUCAGCAUCACAGAUGAAGAGCAUCUGGAUGUUAGAGGGAAGCAGACCAGACAGAUUUUGUCUGCUAACACAAACGCCGGUGGGAAGCCUCCAGUUUCACAAUCAAGCAUCUUCGCGGCUGAACAACACUUUAAGACGACUCAUCAUCCACAUGUACAAGCACAGCAUAAAGAAACGACACGCUCAAGCUCCAACAGUGGAACCACAUCUCCUCCAUUUUCCAGGAAAUCCAUGGCUGCGUUGAAGCUGCAGCUCCAACUCAACCAGCCCACAGCCACCCCCCAUCGGCCUUCAGCCACACAGAUGCAGCCUCUCAUAUUACCACCUCCUCCCCAUCCGAACUUCCAGUCUACCCACACCCAGUGGCCAGUAACCCCUCAUCCAUCUUUCACCAGAGGCAUUCUAGGUGCAACUCUGCGCUACCUACCCAGUGAACCCCGUUUGAUUCUGACAUCACCACAAACACAAGUCAGAGAUGAACCGUCUCCGGAUGUCCAGACACAACCGCCGCCAGAGCUUCCAGCUGGAGGACCGUUUGACUUCCUCAAAUUUGACUCACAUGUGCCGACGCAGAACCCUGCAGCCCAAACUGAGACGAGCUACUCAGAAGCUGAAUCGCUUCAGUCUCACCAACCAGUCACCGAAGGCUCAUUUUUGCAGCAAACUCAUCCUCAACAGUCGUUCAACUUGAGUUUUUUACCAAAGUUUCACCUCGAGCUUUCGUCGAUUCCUCCCUCCACCCAACCUCCACCUCCUUUAGUCACCAAACUUCAAGUUCUUGGUCAAAUGUCAACAACAACAGCAGCAAAAGUUUCAAACUUUACUGAGCUUCCUCAAACUAAACAUCCAACGGAGCUUUUAUCCUCUACUAUCCAUUCUAACCGUUCAACGUUGGAUGUUGAGGAUCGUGCCAACAGAUCAGAUCAGCUAAAUGCCACUCAGCAGGACCCCCCAGUCCAGUCGGUGAAAUCAGGCAACGACACCGUGGACGGAGCGAAGAUGAGAACGUCCCAGUCACCAACAACCAGCAGUGAUCUCAGAGUGACGCAGCGGUCGCCGUCAUGGCUGCCCGUGCUGGAGAAACACGACAUCCCCGUUGUGGUGGGAGUGGGCGUGUCCUUAGCUUUCAUCUUCAUCACGGUCACCUUCUACUCGGUGGUUCAGAAGAACGAACCGGCGCCGACGAGCCGAGCAGGCAAGAAAACGCCUCCACGCGUCAAAUGUCAGCCCGCACACUUUUACACUCAAAUCAAAUAA